UUUAACGUUCGCACCUUAGCAACAUAUGGACGGACAUAUAAGGAAACUGAUGUAUUAUCUUUAUAAAUAGACAAUAAAUCAUUAUGCAUUAAACUUUAUACCUUCAAUAGGAAGUGAUCAUUUAUAAUUGAGAGUGUUACAUCCUGAAAGUAUUAUCACAUUUUAACAGACAUAAAAAAUACGUUUUACAAAAAUAGUUCAGAUGAUGAUAUGAAGUAUGGGAAUUUGUUCAUCAAACAAGAAACCAUUGACUAUUCUUCUGCUAGGUUUAGAUGAAGCAGGAAAAACGACAUUGUCGUACAAGAUUCAAAAUAGAAAUAGUUUGACGAUACCAACUAUCGGAUUUAACAUUCACACAAUAAAUCCACUGAAGGGCGUUCACUUCAAUUUGCUCGAUGUUGGUGGUGGGGAAAAAGUAAAAGUAACAUGGAAGCAGUAUUACAGAGAUGCAGCGGGUAUUUUAUUUGUCGUUGACAGCAGUGAUAAAGAGAGACUACAGGAGGCGAAGGAAGCCCUACAUCAGUAUAUAGUGAACUGUGAGACAGCGGCAAAUAUUCCAAUAGGAAUCCUAGCUAAUAAACAGGAUGUUCAAAAUGCCCUAAAAAAAUCUGACAUAUCAUGUGAACUGGGUUUACAUCAGCUCACAAACAGAAAAUGGUUUUUACACGGUGUUAGUGCAAAAACAGGAGAUGGAUUACUUGAAAGCAUGAAAUUGAUGUCGGAUACAAUAAAAAAGCGAAAAUCGUCAAGAUAGUAUAGUAUGUGCGAUAUAUUACUAGAUACAGUAUGAUAGAACAAGGUCAAAGAUCAUUGGAUACUGACGACUAAUUCUUCGCUGGAAGCAACUUACAUGACAUUACAUUUUUGGUGUAUGAGAAUACAAUUAAUAGAGCCACUACUAUUUUCUAUUGAAGAUAACGUACUAAUUAAAUAGAAGAAUAUGGCUCGUCGAUGUUGUUCGAACCUAUUGUUAUUAUUUAUAGAUACCUCGCUGACUCUUCUGUAGAGUAAAAGGAAUGUAAUGUAUUUGUGUCCUAUUACAAUUAAGUGUUUUCUAAACUAUGACAGAAAUAAAUUUGUUUGUGUAAAAUUGAUAAGAAAGUGUGAUGUAUGAAUUUUCAUAGGAAAGCAUCAGGAACCUAUAUUUUUGGACUGUUUGGAAGACUAUGUCUAGGUUUUAAACAAGAUUUCGACCAAUAAGAUCUGAACAUUGAUAAGUGCGACUGCUGUCGCCUUUGUGGGCAGAUAUUUCUUGUUAAUAUCAUAGCUAAAUGCGCAUAAAGUAAAAAAUCAUAUGUAGUCGGCAUUUGUGCAGAACAGCACUUAUAAAGUUAUGAAAUAAUAUCAAUUCUGAAUCAAUUAGGCAUAUCUGACGUGAUUGCGAAAAUUAACCUUAUAUCGGAACAAUCCAUUGUCAAUUUUGUUUAACAAAAUUUUCAAAAACGAAAAGAAAUAAAAAGAAAAUUCUGAUGUGUCUGAUAUUCAAGAAAAACAGAUGUGCUACAUAGAACGAUGAUUAAAAAAUAGAAGUGUCGAUUUUUUUUUCGUUAUCUACGAAAUUUUACUAAAAUUAAAAUGUACUCCCUUAGGCAAAUAGAUAUAAGAAGAUGUGGUAUGAGUGCCAAUGAGACAACUCUCCAUCCAAGUCACAAUUUGUAAAAGUAAACCAUUAUAGGUCAAAGAACGGCCUUCAACACGGAGCCUUGGCUCACAUCGAACAGCAAGCUAUAAAGGGCCGACAUUUGUCUGUUUGGGCCCUAUGGUUUUUAUGUUCUCAAACACUUAAGAUUUUAGUUUUCCACACUUUUUGUUGUGUAAGUCAUAAAACAAAAUAUCCUGAAAACACCGAAAUUAGAAUCACAAGGUUUUUUGUUUUAUCUUGCUCUGUUUUGUUUUUUGUCUUUUUGUUGUUAUUUUAUUUUUUUAUUUGAAAAUGUAUCCAUAAAUAUAUAUACGUUAAGUAUAUUCAUGUAUACAUACUCAGUAUUAAUAUAUUCAAUGAAGUGGCUAAACACGCGAUUGUAUUGUGUGUUGUCCCUAUGAUUUGAAAAAAGGAAUAAAAUACAAAAACAUAAUAAUCGGUGACUGUUGUCAGUAUAGGUAUGGUUUGUAGGUAUAAACAAAACACAGAUUUUUAUAGUAGUGGGUCUCUGAUAAUAUAGGUACAAACGAAUCACAGAGUUGUAUAUUUUUUCCAUGUGGUGAACAUAUACGUUUUGCCCCCAAAAGUUUGUGAUAUACAAGCAAAACCCACAUUUAGUGUAUUUUGUCCAUAGGGUGUGUUGUUAGUCCUCAUGGCCUUUACAGGUGAUACAGAUAUUCCAUAUUUGUCAACUAAAUCACGAUAGCGUCCGUAAAAAAAUCGAAGGAACAACUUCAACUUUACCAUUUGGAACUCUUGGUCUAAUAGCUUGGUUGUAAUCAGUAACCCUCCAUCGACGAAGUCAUGAUAUUAAAGGAAACCCCUGGAAUAUUAUAUCAACUGCUAGAUAUAUACUCCAUUUUCAGGCACAGAAAUAGAAAGUUCACAGUGGGAAAAUUGAACUUAUCUUCUUUAUCAUAAAUUUUUGAUAUUGACCAUAAAAACAUAACACAGAGUUGGUAUAAUUUGUCCUGAUGGUUAGUAGGUACAAACACAACACGUAGUUUAUGUAUUUUGUUCUUGUUGGUUCAAGCUAGAUCAGAAGUUAUGUGAUAAGUGUGAUAUGGGUCUUAGAUAGGGACAAAAUUACCCAAACUUAGACAGUGUUCUAAGAACCGUCACCAUCGACCAACAUAGUGAACAAGAAUAUCACCAGAAUUCAUUGUUGAUUAAAUGUCAUGUAUGACUCAUGUUACUAUGAUACUAUUUCUAACAAUAUAUAUUUAAAAAUAAAACAUAGAAAAAUAUCCUAUGCUAGUUUAACGUAUGCUACUUUAACGUAGACAUCCUCAUUGUCUUUUAUACUUAAUGAAUUCUUAAUGAAUUCUUAACGAAUUUAUUUUUCUUUUCAAUUUGGUUCAUAUUGCAUGAAUUCCCUACCAAAGAAAGUUUACAAAAUUUGUCACAUCAGUAUCCAGCUACGUAACUAUCUAAUGUGAUUAAUUUUUGACCACAAAAGAUAUCAACACUGACAUUUUUAUUGGAUUGUUUGUACAGUCGUAAGACAGAAACGUCUUAUUAACAGGAUAUGUAUUUUAUAUGAUACAAUAUUUGUGUUAUUUUAUACUGUUUUAAACUAAAGGUUGUAAUAUGCUGUUAAUCAAUAUAAUUAAAGAAUGUUUUCCUUAAA
Messenger RNA from Mytilus californianus (California mussel), 3272 nucleotides. Its product is annotated as ADP-ribosylation factor-like. Gene Ontology annotation, molecular function: GTP binding; GTPase activity. The record is from RefSeq and is a predicted model, not a curated record. Gene Ontology annotation, biological process: vesicle-mediated transport; intracellular protein transport. Bases 218 to 754 code for a protein of 178 amino acids. Gene Ontology annotation, cellular component: cytoplasm. Lineage: Eukaryota; Metazoa; Mollusca; Bivalvia; Mytilida; Mytilidae. The transcript has 4 exons.